AUGCCAGGGCUGAAUGCAGAAGCAAGUGAAGGGAGUUCCCCCCCCAAAGGUUGGGGGUGUUUAAACUGCAGGAAACCCCGGCCUCCCCACUUUGGCAAAAGGGGAAGAGUGAAGUGGAAAGGAGUGGACAUUGGGCUCCUGGCCUACGGGGACGGGGCGCAGAGAGGAAGACGUUCAGCUGCAUCCCACAAGAUCGUGCCCAGAACGGAACACCGUUCCGUGGAGACGUUUAGCCCUGGGGCUUCUCUGAAGUCACUUGCACUGGAUACUGGAGCAACUCUAUCCACCUUGACAGAACAGUCUGUGUCCUCCCCUCCUGUUCUUUCCGGGGAAACUGUGACAGCAGAAUGUCAAACUGAUACUAUACAUCUGUUUCAGUGUUUGGCUUCACGUGGCCAUAAGGUGUCUUGCACCAAAUUGCAGUUUUGCCUGCCCCAGGUUAAAGAGGCCCUCCCAGAGCCCUUUACCGAGCCCGAUCAUUCGAUUCAGCCUGGUGACUAUGUGGUGGUCAAGGUGUUCCGCAGAAAGACUUGCCUGGAACCGAGGUGGCAAGGUCCCUACCUGGUGAUGUUGACAGCCCAUUCUGCUAUUAAACUGAAGGGAGCAGUCAACUGGAUGCAUGUGUCGCAGUGUAAAAAGGUUGGAGCUGAGCUGAACCCAGACGCCUUGCCAUUGGAACCACUUCAGAAGCACAAGAAGACAGAGACUGCUUCUGUACCCAGUGCAAACAAGGAAAGGUCGUCUUAUGAUCUGAGACCUGGGAAAGUGGCAACCACUCCUGAGUCCUAACAGUCCAAUACUAGUACCUGGGGUACGGAUUGGCAGACUGAUAGGAGGCAGUAGCCACGGGCCAUAAUAAAGCCUUUAUAAAGUCCAGUUGUAAGCCUAGCGCUGACAGGUGAAGAGGAACAUAUGGCUUGCUAUCCAUUCGAGUUACCUGUGUCAGCGCCGACAUCAGAGACGACAGAACUUGUUACUUUGCCAAGUGGGAUCUGACCUCUCACAGCCUACAGACUUUUAUUCAUUGCUUCUGCUCAGCAGCCUAUAUUUCUUUUUUCUUCUGCUUUUGAUCUUAGUGCUGUUUCUGAUAGAAGAAUAUCUGGUAUAAAAUGUUGCGAAAUUUU
Messenger RNA from Rhineura floridana, 1124 nucleotides. RefSeq lists its product as uncharacterized. The record is from RefSeq and is a predicted model, not a curated record. Lineage: Eukaryota; Metazoa; Chordata; Lepidosauria; Squamata; Rhineuridae. Bases 1 to 789 code for a protein of 262 amino acids. The transcript is spliced from 5 exons.